AUGACAUCCAACAGAUCGACGAUGCUCGAAAAGACUCGUCUGGCUGACAGCGGUUCCAUCAGAGAGGCCAACUACACCUUCUUCUGGCAGGGCCUACCUCAAGAUGACCCAAGGCAACACGGCGUAGGCUUCGCUGUGAGGAACUCGCUGAUACCAGCCAUUGAACCAUCAACUGGCGGAUCUGAGAGAAUCCUAACACUGCGCCUCUCAACAUCUACAGGUUUCGUCAACGUCCUCUGCAUCUACGCGCCAACGCUCUGCGCCACCCCAGAGGUCAGGGACCAGUUCUAUGAGGCAUUGGAUGAGACGAUAUCCAGGAACCCCAAUACUGAAGGAUUAUGCCUACGAGGAGACUUCAAUGCUAGAGUGGGAGCCGACUGUGACAGUUGGCCCUCCUGCCUCGGUCGUCAGGACAGAGGCAAGAUGAAUGAGAAUGGACAGCGGCUGCUGGAACUGUGCUGCCACCACGGACUGUGCGUGACGAACACCUUCUUCAAGUGCAAAGGACGCCACAAACUCGACCUUGUCAUUACCAGGCGUGCAGACCUAAGGAACGUUCUUCACACUCGGAGGUUCCACAGCGCAGACUGCGACACGGACUACUCCCUAGUAGGCUGCAAAGUGAGAUUGACAGCCAAGAAAAUACUUCGCUCCAAAAAAAAGGGCCUCCCUCGCAUCAACACCUGUCGCUUCAAUGACCCUGAGAGUUCUCGUUGCUUCCAAACCACCUUUAGCGCGAAGGUCGACACAUCCUCCUUCAGUGCCACUGACAUCGACAAUAGAUGGCACCACCUCCGUGAUGCUAUAUACACCUCAGCCCUUACUGCGUUCAGGAAGAAGGGUCGUCGAAAUGCGGACUGGUACGAAACUCACUGGGAUGAGAUGCAGCCAGCCUCUGAAGCCAAGAAUCAAGUACUUCUGGCCUACAAGCAAAACUCUUGUGCCAGUACCCGCAAUGCCCUCAACACUGCUUGCAGCAAGGCUCAACAGACUGAACGCCGCUGCGCCAGCGUCUAUUGGCUGAACCUGUGUAGCAGGAUCCAGACAGCUGUCGACAGUGGAACCGCAGUAGGCAUGUACGCCGGCAUCAAAACCGGCACUUGCGCCAUUCCCAUCAAGACGGCUCCGUUGAAGUCCAGGGCAGGAGAGGUCAUUAUAGACCAGGGCAAGCAGCUGGAGUGCUGGUUGGAGCACUACCUGGAGCUUUAUGCAACUCAGAACGAGGUGACGGAUGCUGCCCUGGAUGACAGUCUCCCAAUCAUGGAGGAGUUGGAUAAUCCGCCCUCUGCCGAAGAACUCGGAAAAGCCAUCGACUGUCUCUCCUGCUGGAGGGGCGCUGGGAGGGACGGGAUCCCAUCAGAGGUUCUGAAGAGUGGUAAGCCAGCUCUGCUGCGGCCUCUCCACGAGCUCCUGUGCCUGUGUUGGGAAAAGGACCACGUCACCCGGGACAUGCGAAAUGCCAACAUUGUCAUCCUCUAUAAGAAUAAAGGUGACCGCAGCGACUGCAAUAAUUACUGUGGCAUUUCCCUCCUCAGCGUCGUCGGGAAAGUCUUUGCCCGCGUCGUCUUGCGACGCGUGCAGAGCCUCGCCUCCCGUGUGUACCCCGACCUUCGACUUGGUCAGCAGAAGCGCACUCUUCAGCCUCCUGGAGAGGAAGGUAGGAUGCCACCCCCACCCAAGACUGCUCCAGAUGGUCAAGUCCUUCCACGAGGACAUGCACAGCACAGUCUGCUACAACGGCGGAGCAUCCGACGCCUUCCCUGUGAGCAGCGGCGUAAAUCAGUGUCCUCGCGCUGA
Messenger RNA from Acanthosepion pharaonis, 1797 nucleotides. The record is from the annotation of a GenBank genome assembly. NCBI's taxonomy places the organism in Eukaryota, Metazoa, Mollusca, Cephalopoda, Sepiida, Sepiidae.